AUGAUCGACGAGGAGGGACGUCGAAUGCGACGAGAGUUUGAAGCGAUUCUGGAGGGGUCGAGACGGUUCGAGACGGUGGAAGAGGUGUUGACGGCGUUCGUUGCACCGUUCGUUGCACUUUUCGGUUCGGGAAUCCUUCCACCAACACUUAUGCGCUAUGCGAGCGCUGCUGCAUCGUCUUCAAGUGAUGCGGCAGCUUUGACUUCCACUUCAACCUCGGCGGGACAAGUGAACGUACUCCUGAUCGAAUCGGCUCAAACCGCACUCCUCUCUCGCAUCGUCGUCGACUUUCCCAGCCUUCCUGAGGACCUGCUCGACCUCUGCUUCUUCCUCCCCCAGGUAGAGCUAAAGACGCAAGGUCUCGUACAACAGUGCACGUUACGGUCAAUCACACGCAUCCUCUCUUCUACCGACCGACUGCAUCCGGUAACGCUGGAGCAGGUAGAGAGGGUCUGCAGUUCGGCGCUGAAGAAGCUCUCGCUCAAUGCGCUUAUUGUGGUUGCGGAGGAGGAACGGAACGCGGCGAGAGGCGAUGUGAUGUGGAAGGAGACGUUAAGGUUGAUCACGGGGGUGACGGAUCGACUGGCGAACGCGGGGAGGGGGCAGACGGGGUUGCGGUGGAGGGUGUGGGUGGAAGAGGUGCUGGAGAGGGGAAAGGUCGGAAUGGAGGGUAAAGCGUUCUUGGGCGAAGCGUCGACGGAGAAGAUCGCUGCGAUCACGACGAUCCUCUCCACCCUUCUCAGCAGCGCCUCUAGCGACGGUCAAGGAUCCGACUCCGAUUCACACUCUGACACACACGACGACAUGGCCUCCCAGACUAUCUCGACCUUCGAAACCAUCGCACUGCGCUCCCCAACCCAACAUUCACCGCUGCUCGCCCGCGCCUGGACACACCACCUUUCCACCUCUUCCUCGAAAACAACGCUGCUCAGCUGUCUCGAAACGACCCUCUCCAUGUGGGCCGACCCCAUUCGCAUCAAACGAUCCCUCCUGCAGCACGAGACUUUUCUGGCGACGCUCAUCGUGUGUCUCCUCUCCAGCGUCUCCGGCUCGCAGAGCGAGGAUGAGGGCGCGGAUAGACUUUUCGCCAUCGCUCGAUCUCCUACGGUGUUGAACGGUGUAUCUGCGCAUCUCGAGCACUCGGACGCGACGAUACGAAGGCUCGGGAUGCUGGUAGCGGAGCUGUUGAGUGGGCAGACGGUGUCAGAGGCAGGUGGGAAGGUGUUGGAUUUCGGGAGGGGCUUGUGGGAUGGGAGGGGAGAGGGGAGGGAGGAGGCGAGAGUGUUGAGGUGUUUAUGUGAUGGGUGGAGGAUGUUCGAUGCGAAAGUAGAGGGGAGGAGGAGGGGAUUUGAGGAGGCGGUGAGGGCGUUGGGUGUGAGAGUGGAGGUCAAGGCAGAGAAAGAGAAGGAGGUGAAGGGUGAGGUGGUGAAGGCGAGAAAGUCGAAAGCGACCACGCGAAGGUUGCCUGUGAAGGUAGAUCCGCCUUCUCGUGAAAGCAAAGGUGACAGCAGGAAGCCUUCAAGGCCAUUGAUCACCAUGCUCGACAGUGACGACGACGGUGGUGACGAUCCGCAAGACGUGCAGCCAACGCGGUCGAGCACGGCCACGCCUCGCUUGCAGAUGUUCUCCGACCCCCAAACCACCUCUCGACAUCGAACCCACUCGACAUCCUCGGCUUCCUCCUCCGAAAGCUCCUCCGAAGACUCGGACAGCGACGCCGUCCCUGAUACGCAGGAUCCCAACUCGAUCCACCGCAUCGCCGCCUCUCUCAGCGGGUUAUCCACCGACGAAGCCUCCAACAUCCUUGCCUCCUCUCCUCUCACCUCCUCCACCUCUCGUCCCUCCAAACGCUCCUCCGACCCAUCCGACUUCACCGCCGAUCCCGAAUCGCACGCACCGCAAUUCACCACCAAAACGCCUCCUCCCAUCUACAUCUCCCAACUCUCCCCGCUCCUCCGCUCCUCCACGCGCGCUUCCAUCCGCCUCGCCCUGCACCACGCCUCGGCGCUCAUCCGGCGUAAAUCGCAGACGUCGGUGUUCGGAGCGGAGGUCGCGGAGAACGCGGUAGAUCUGACGCUCAGCUUGCUCGCUCUGCACGACAAUUUCGGCAUCAAGGGAUUUGAAGCGAUGAGGAGGGGUGGGUUGAUCGAGUUGGUGGUGGCGGAACCGAGGGCGGUGGUGGGCGUGUUGACGGAGCAGUGUUUCAGUGCGCAGUGGAGCGAUGUGCAGAGGGGGGCGAUGUGGUGUGCGGUUGGAGAGGGGGCGAUGAGGUUGGCGGGAGCAGGAGGACAGGAGAGUGGAGUGGUGGGCAAGGUGGAUAGGGUUGUUUCGGAGGUUGUGGAGAAGGCGAGAGAAGUUGGAGAGGAGGGGGUGGCGCAGAUAAGGCGGGAGAAGAGUUUGACCGUCAAUACGAGCCGUAGUAGGUUGGUCGAGGUGUACGAUGCGUCCAGCGGAGCGAAGGCGAGCCAAGGACGAGGGGCAGGUGAAUGGAUGCGGAUAGCAGGACCAGUAUUCCUCUUCCCUCUGCUCAACCGUCUGCUCGCCUACCAAUCCCACCACGCCUCCCUCUCAACCCAAGCAUACCGCGGCGCAGGAACAACUUCCCUCUUCCAACCGUCCACCUUCGCCCUCCUCCUCGACACCCUCACCCUCCUCCUCUCCCUCUCCCCACCCACCACCCUCACCCAAGCCUCACCCCUCCUCCUCGAGCUCCUCCCAGCAUCGAUCGACCCAUCGAUCUCCGUCCAAACAGCUUCCCUCCUCUCGCUACUGGCCGUCUUGCUCGAUCGAAUCCUCGAUGCAGGAGAGACGCGCAUCUUGACGCAGGAUCGACAGAGCGUGGAUCGGCUGAGGACGAUGUUGGAGUUUACGCAGGGCGUGUUUACGAGUUUGCAGGGAGAGGGGAAGAUGGGUGGGCUGCAGGGGAGGGUGGUGGCGAGGGCGGCGACGGUGUUGCUGUUGAUGGAUAGGGUGGAGCGGUGCAGGGAGGACGAGGUGAGGAGGUUGAUCGGGUUCGUACCGUGA
This is a messenger RNA of Pseudozyma hubeiensis SY62, 3024 nucleotides long. RefSeq lists its product as hypothetical. The transcript has 2 exons. NCBI's taxonomy places the organism in Eukaryota, Fungi, Basidiomycota, Ustilaginomycetes, Ustilaginales, Ustilaginaceae. Gene Ontology annotation, cellular component: cytosol. Bases 1 to 3024 code for a protein of 1007 amino acids. Gene Ontology annotation, molecular function: Hsp90 protein binding; telomeric repeat DNA binding. The record is from RefSeq and is a predicted model, not a curated record. Gene Ontology annotation, biological process: protein stabilization; telomere maintenance via telomerase.